GCGAUGUUUGACGGUUAAGCGCUCCUGCAGAAAAAGGACUUGACACACAUGUCAACAAAUAAGAUAAAUUAAUACUAGCUAGCAACACAGGCAUGCCAAGGUGUGCCAGUGUAGAAUAGGCUGACCCCUCGCUGCACCUAUAGGUCCUCUGCCUUCUCCAUGACCACCCCUCCCAUAGUGGCGUUCGCCGGGCAGCAGGCUCAGGCUGCCCGUGAUGUCAACACGGCGUCGCUCUGUCGCAUCGGCCAGGAGACGGUGCAGGAUAUCGUCUUACGCACCAUGGAGAUCUUCCAGCUGUUGAGGAACAUGCAGCUGCCAAAUGGAGUGACGUACCACCCCAGCACCCACCAGGACAGGCUGGGCAAACUGCAGGAGCACCUGCGUAUGCUCUCUGUACUCUUCCGCAAGCUGCGCCUCGUCUACGACAAAUGUAACGAAAACUGCACCGGUCUGGACCCCGUACCCCCAGAGCAACUCAUCCCCUACGUGGAGGACGACAGCUCCAAACACGAUGAACGCUUGGCCAGCCAGGCCCGCCCAGCAACAGAGGAGAGGAGAGAAAUCCUGGAGGUUAACAAGAAGCUCAAACAGAAGAACCAACAGCUGAAGCAGAUAAUGGACCAGCUCAGAAACCUCAUCUGGGAGAUAAACUCCAUGCUGGCUGUUAGGAGUUGAACGGCAAACACGGUGACACAGAGAGAGAGACACACAGGCGCAGGCGCGCAUACACACACACACACACACACACACACACACACACACACACACACACACACACACACACACACACACACACACACACACACACACACACACACACACACACACACACACACACACACACACACACACACACACACACACCACAGACUGGAAGACAUGGUUGUUAGCUGGAUAUCUGACAGGGUCCCUCUGAGGCUGAUGCUGAUGCUGCACUUUAGAAAUGCAGGCUUUUGCAAUAUACCACCCUCAGUCCCAGAAAAAGAGGGUGAAGAAAGCAAAGAAGAACGAAGAGAAGUUGUGCGAUGGAGAAAUGCUGAUACACACUCACCGUACAGUUUAUUAGGUACACCCAUUUAGUAACAGGUCGGACCCUCCUUUGCCUCCAGAACAGCCUGAAUUCUUUGGCGUAUUCUACAAGUUGUCUGGAAACGUUUCACAGGGAUGUUGGUACAUGCUGACGCGAUGGCAUCAUGCAGUUGCUGCUGAUUGAAUGGCGGUACAUUCAUUGUACAUAAUAAACUGUCCGAUGAGUGUACCGUAAUUUCCGGACUAUAAGCCGCUACUUUAUUCCCACGCUUUGAACCUCGCGGUUUAUACAAUGACGCGGCUUAUUUAUGGAAUUUUCCGCUUUCACAAGAUUCAUGCCGCCAAAAAACUGAGCACCGUCACAUAAUGUGAUGUAAAUCGAGCGCGCUCAAACUUCCCAUCAUUCUGAUUACGGUAGUAAUUUUGUCACCCUCAUCAUGGCAAAGACACAGAGAAAUGCAUAUGAUGCAGCUUUCAAGUUGAAGGUGAUCGAUCUGGCUGUUGGAAAAGGAAAUAGAGCUGCUGCACGGGAGCUUGGCCUUAAUGAGUCAAUGAUAAGACGUUGGAAACAGCAGCGUGAGGAACUGACUCAAUGCAAAAAGACAACAAAAGCUUUCAGAGGGAAGAAAAGCAGAUGGCCCAAAGUAUUUGCAGCCACUCGACAUCAGUGUAAAUCGUGCAUUUAAGGUGGCGCUACGUGUUCAGUGGGAGGCUUGGACGACAAGUUGGGAGAAAUCCUUCACUAAAACGGGCCGCAGGCGAAUAGCAUCUUAUGGCCAAGUCUGCCAGUGGGUCCUGACAGCGUGGAGCAUUGUCAAAAAAUCCACUAUCAUCAAUGGGUUUCGAAAGGCUGGACUGCUGCGUGUUGAAGGGGCAGCAUGAGCUCAGCGGGGUAUUUGCCUCCGGAUGAAAGUGACGAGAGCGACAAUGAAAACGAUCCAACAUCGGAUGAAGCAAUUCUGAGGCUAUUCAACUCCGACACCGAAGGAGAUGACUUCAGUGGUUUCAGUGCACAGGAGGAGGAAGAUAGUGACCAAGUUCAUUUGUUUCAAUGUACCGGUAGGCACCUGCGGCUUAUAGACGUGCGGCUUAUUUAUGUACAAAAUACAUAUUUUUUAAUAAUUCAGUGGGUGCGGUUUAUAUUCAGGUGUGCUUACAAUAUGGUUAUUAAGAGGACUUUCAGAGUUAUAGUUUAUUUAAUAUACUAAGAUAUUUGACAAAUACUACAUUUACCCAUUUAGAGUGGUUUUGAAGUUCGAUUUCCUUCAAGAUGUGUUUGUACAUUCCUAAACCAUUUUAACUCAAAUGAUAUACAUGAUGACAUGUUUGUGGUGAAGAAGAGCACAGAUCUGUGCAAAAAUACCAUAAAAAAAAUCAUAAGGCACAUUGCUGAAAAAAAGUUUUAAAUUAAAUCACUGCUAGCUAGAUUGAGGUCUCCAGUCCCCCCCCCCCCUCCACAUAGAUCUGUUCUCUUUUGCACCAAGAACAUGGUACAGUGUUGUGAAACGAAAGAGGUUUGUGCUUUUGCUUUUUGCGUGUGGUUGGCUGCUUGAUGUUGACGUGUCAAUUUAGUAUCUUCUGGACUUUAUCAUUAUCACAAUGUCUGGUUAACUUUAGGAAUUCUAUGGCACUAUAAAUCCUGCUGUGAUUUA
This is a messenger RNA of Oncorhynchus masou masou (cherry salmon), 2681 nucleotides long. It is a transcript of the gene med30, whose product is annotated as mediator complex subunit 30. The transcript has 5 exons. Gene Ontology annotation, molecular function: transcription coregulator activity. Lineage: Eukaryota; Metazoa; Chordata; Actinopteri; Salmoniformes; Salmonidae. Gene Ontology annotation, cellular component: mediator complex. The coding region runs from base 160 to 675 and encodes 171 amino acids. Gene Ontology annotation, biological process: positive regulation of DNA-templated transcription. The record is from RefSeq and is a predicted model, not a curated record.